Messenger RNA from Daucus carota subsp. sativus, 2103 nucleotides. RefSeq names its product coiled-coil domain-containing protein SCD2. The record is from RefSeq and is a predicted model, not a curated record. Bases 43 to 1965 code for a protein of 640 amino acids. The transcript has 17 exons. Lineage: Eukaryota; Viridiplantae; Streptophyta; Magnoliopsida; Apiales; Apiaceae. Gene Ontology annotation, biological process: cytokinesis by cell plate formation.
UCAUUGAGGAAGGGGAGGGAUCAAUUCAGUGAAUGAGAGGCGAUGACGUCACCAAUGCAACGCCAUGCACGGUCUGCCUCAGCUGCUGUUGGGUCAGCAAGUGGGAAGAAGCUGUUACAUUCAAAAGCUGCGGCUCAGAGGCUGGCGAAUGUGAUGGCGGCGGUUGAUGACAGUGAUGAGGAGGACGAUUUUGUUUUGGAGAGUGCCCCUAGCAUUGGUAUUGGUGGUAGAGGGAGAGCAGCUAGGCCUAGCUCCCCGAUGGCUAUGCCAGCUCGAACACAUACCGCAGAUCCACAAGCAAGACCAUCAGGCACCUGGGCCUCUCUACCUGGAAAAAAAGAUGACCUGCAAUCUCUAAAGAAAAAUUCUUUAGCAGCAAAUAGAGAACACCAAUCCUUUGACUUUGCUGAACGGCCAUCAUCUUUAGCAGGCAUUCGCGCUUCUCAACGUGUAAAAGAUGCUGAAGAACAGCCUCCAUCUUCUCAUGUAUCAGUAGGCAGUCGUGCAUCACAAAAAUUCAGUGCUGACCAACGACAGUCUUCAGUAGGCAGCCGAACACCUAAAUCUCUCAACUAUUUUGAGAAACAAGCAUCACCAAUGGCAAACAGCCGCAUACAAUCAUCCAAUGCUGAACAACCUCAUUCAACCCGCUCUUCAUUCUCUUCGCGUACUUCUCAAUCCCCCAGGUCUGGGGAUCAAGUUCACGCUCCAUUAGCUCGUUCUGGUUCUGGUAUACGUUCACCCCGUUCUGUUAGCUCUUUAGAUCAACACUUAUCAGCCGUUCGUCCCAGUUUAAGAGUCAAGGCAGUUCAAAUGGUGCCCCACAUUGUACCUUUGAAACUAAGACCAAGCAUUUCAGGAAUUCCUGGAGAGAGUCCGCGAAGAGAAAAAAAGUUGUCUAUAGAUUUGGGUAGUAUGAAAUUACGAGAUCCUGGCAACCAGAAUUCAGCUUCUGAUUUACAAGAUGAGGUUGACAUAUUACAGGAAGAAAACGAACAUUUACUCGAAAAGCUUCGACGAGCAGAAUCGAGGUUUAGGGAUUCAGAUAUGAGGACAAGAGCGCUGGAAAAACAGGUUUCAUGUCUCGGUGAAGGUGUAUCUAUGGAAAAACUUCUCUUGAGCAGGAAGCAGGCAGACCUGCAUGAAAGGGAGGCUGCCCUGAAAGCUGUAGAACAGACAUUUGGUGGAAAAGGUGAAGAGAUCGUCUUACUUAGGAUGGAAUCCGAGUCUGCCAGGGAGGAAGCAACAUCUGUAAUGAAGCAGCUUGAAAAUGCCACAAAAGAACUUACUUCACUUCAAAUCAUGACUAAAAGAAUGAUACUUAGUCCAGAAGAGAUGGAAGAGGUUGUUAUGAAGAGGUGUUGGCUAGCUCAGCAAUGGAGCUUGUGUGUUCGUCAUGGUGUUCAUUCGGACAUAGCUUCCGCGAGAUAUGAUUACUGGUCGUCAUUUGCCCGCCGUCCUUCAGAAGUUGUAUUAGCUGCUGGAGAGAGAGCUAAAGUUGAAAAUUUUUCAGGUAAAAUUAAUCUGCACAAAAAAGGCAACAUUGAGGACAUGCUAAUGGUGGAGAGAGGGCUUCGGGAACUUACUUUACUCAAGGUAGAAAGUGCUUUGGUUGUUGCAAUGGCUCACAAAAGACGCCAAAGAUCGUCAAAAUCUGGUGUAACAGAUAAACUGAAGCUACCAAUUGAUUGUCAAUAUUCUACGGAAACAUUUGAUUUGAGCAAGGAAGAGUCCGAUGAUGUGCGUUUUAAGCAGGCUUGGCUUCUAUAUUUUUGGAGAAGAGUCAAAAACCAUGGAUUAGAACCGGAGAUCGCUGAAGAGCGUGUGAAAUUCUGGAUCAGCCAAAGCACUCAACAGGCAACUUCACAGGAAGCAGUUAACGUUGAGCGUGGUUUUUCAGAGCUUAGAAAACUGGACAUUGAAGCAAAGUUGUGGAAAGAAUCUCGAAAAAUUGUUGAAGAUUAACACAGACUUAAAUUCAUAUUAUCCAAAAUAAUUUUGUUUAUGCACUAGAUAGAAAUACGUCAGAUGUACUUUAUACAUAAUAUUAUCCUUAUAUAUAAUAAGGAACUUUUUAAUUUUGCUGGUUGGUACUGUAUUUGA